Messenger RNA from Spodoptera litura, 861 nucleotides. NCBI's taxonomy places the organism in Eukaryota, Metazoa, Arthropoda, Insecta, Lepidoptera, Noctuidae. The record is from RefSeq and is a predicted model, not a curated record.
ACAUUAAAUAUUAUCUCGGCUCGGCGUUAGUUACACACACGACUGUUUGUGGCGAUAAAUAAAUAUUCACAUGGUGAUAUGUGUAGAUUCCUGCUAAAAUUAUUAUUUAUGUAAUAUUGUUUCCUCGCUGCAGUGCAAUGUUCGAUUUUAAUAUUUUCUCUAAAUAAUUUAUAUCAAACAAUAAUUACAUAAAAGACAUUUAAUUUGUAUAAGUGCACAAAUAUAAACUUAUCGAUGCGGUACUAUUGAAGCUGUCUACAUUUUGAAAUUAAGUAGUUUAAAUCAGAUUUUUCGAAAAUGUCAAACUGGAUCGGUUAUGCUAUAUCGGUUAAUUGUGGUGAGCCUUUAGGCUGCUACCAGGGAACAAUUUUAGAGGCAGAUGGAAACACAAUAACUUUAACAAAGGCCUUCAGGAAUGGCUUUCCUUACCCAAAGGCACAAGUGACUCUGAAUGCAGCUGACAUUAAAGAUCUGAAGAUAAUAGAGUCCCGGGCCCAACCAAGUGAACAGACGCACAGUACAGUGGCUGUCACUAAGAAUGGCAAAAAGGCACAAAGAGCAACAGUUUGUGAAAACUUGCAAGCAAACCCAACAAGUUCAGGUAACCAGGCAGGAAGCAGCAGCACGAGCCAGGGGGGAGGCGGGGGCGCGGGGCCGCCGUGCGCGGGCUGGGCGGGGCUGACGGCGCGCGCGGCGGUGCUGGGCGGGCUGCCGGCGGCGCUGGCGCCGUCGCUGGGCGCGCAGUACCUGGCGGACGUGUGCGUGCCGGCGGCGAUGUUCGCGGAGCUGGAGGUGGAGUACCGGCCCCCCUUCGGAGCCAGUGCCGUGCUGGCGCUGCACCUGGCCACGGACGCGGACUGA